Messenger RNA from Liolophura sinensis, 4982 nucleotides. RefSeq names its product dual oxidase maturation factor 1-like. The transcript has 10 exons. Gene Ontology annotation, cellular component: endoplasmic reticulum membrane. NCBI's taxonomy places the organism in Eukaryota, Metazoa, Mollusca, Polyplacophora, Chitonida, Chitonidae. The record is from RefSeq and is a predicted model, not a curated record. Gene Ontology annotation, biological process: protein transport. The coding region runs from base 2255 to 3679 and encodes 474 amino acids.
CAAAUGAUACAGCCGCAUGACCUCCAGUGCAUGGCUAAACCCAGUUCCGUUCGUAAUUAAUUUGAUUUUAAUUGUUCACAUGAUGCCUCAAGAUGUAAUAGAUAAAUUCAAAAUAAGAAUUUUUGCAAAAGCUUACCAAUUUACCUCCAUUGUUAAUCAGAUAUUAAUUUUAAAUUAUACAUUGCUGACGGGAUGCUUGUCAAACUACAUGCAGGUGGGCGUAUCCGGAAGUGUGAUAAAUAAAUUAACAUCACGUGAGAUAUGAAACACACUCUGGGCAAAAAUAUGCAAAUAAAGUCUUAAUUGAAACAGAUAAUGUCUCUUCAAAAUGCAUCUGAACAUUGCUCUAUGUAAACUAUCACACCCAAGCCAACGGGCAAGUAAUGGGAUGAUCCAUUUUAGAUCAAUGUCAAAUACGAAACCUUUCAAACCAAAAGCAAUUAAAUAAUAAGGGGUAAUGUUUAAAAUGAAUUUUUUCCCCAAACCGUGUGGUUAUGAUGGACUCGUGCUACGUUGAAGGUAAUAGGGGAAAAACGCUUGUGUCUGGGCGUAGCCCGGAAAAGUGUUGCACAGACAAAGCGCAAUUCAUGUAAUCUUUACUUAAGUAUGCAUAUAUACAUGAUACAUAGCAUCGGUGUUUUAAGAGGUAAAGAACUUUCAGUUCUAUUUCACAGUUAAAUAUUUACAAUAACCUUCCUCCCACUCCUGGAGAACUUUCUUGAAACAUAAUCCGCCGAGUAGGCCCACAGUGUUAUGUCUUUGUUAAUCAUAUAUGUGAUCAUCUAUUUGGAUCGACAAAAAUUAAAGUAAGAAUUCAGUGUAUAACAGUAGCACGUGUUUCUGUUUAUCCACUGUAUAAUUUCACUUGUGGGUCUAUACGAUCGAAUGGAAGGUAUUAAAAUGGUAGAUCCAUUACCCAGUGGUAAUCGACAAACAGCUUACAAUACUUAAGGGUAUUUAAUAAUGUAAUAAAGAUAAUUCGUUUUAACCCAAAACUUGAUCGUAAAUGACGCAUUUGGCGGUGUGUGUAACUACUGACGUCAGUGAUUACUUUGGACAGUACUGACACACAUGAAUGAAAAAAAAUCUGAUACAUUCUGAAAAUGACACAAAAUAGGUGGCAUCGGCGGACUGACUUUCUUAAACGGACGCAUCUAUGUUGUGCUUCUACUAGCUUUAUCGUAAUCUCAAGACAAACAGAGAAGUCGCAAUGUGUAUUUGAGGGUUAGUGGCUGUGCAGAUCUGACGAAGCUGUCCUUAGUGUGUCUGUUGUGUGACUGGAAACACGUUCAGCCGUUGAAGGAACUGUGUGCCACGCUCACGGGUUAUCCGGUGUGUCAGUGCCGGCCCUGGCAGAAACUACAGCCAGGUUAAACCCUGCCUAAAAUAUUAGCGUCGAUUUGUUAUUGGCUUGAACCCGCACGUGUCAAAGGUGAACAGGAAUUAGGCUCAAAACACAGGAUUCAGGGGAAAGCCUACCCAUGGUAUUUGUUAAACGUUGACGGCUGUAGGGUAGAGAGGGAGAGAGCGAUAUUGACGUUGUUUUGCGCAUUCAAUUUAACAUCCCCACCUCCUCAAGCAACGAUGCCAUGACAGUUUGUCUCAACGCGAAAAAUAUAGAAUUGAUGCAUCCCAAGUUACCAAAUUUACGAUUUGUGGGCCGUUGUUGUGUAUUGCUCUGUUUGCGCCUAAGCAGACAACUUUUAUCAGCUUCAGCCAUAUGCGAAUAAUGACAGAGGUAUGUCUGCGAAGAAAACUGGAGGCUUAGACGGUUUACCUGGAAAACAAACCUGUAAAGUAUGAAGCAUUUCGAUCACGCUUCAGCUAAGUCUUAUCCAUACAGACUGCUGGCAACGGAGGCUGCAGCGGGACCCAUACGGCCCCAAGGUUUCGUCCAGGACGGUUGUGGGUUAAACCCCGGGUAUUACACUGCAUAACCGUCCCGGGGCACAACUUCGCUCCACUAACUCCCACCGUUAAUUUGGUCAUUCAACGACAAAAACGGAGACAAUGAGGUAUAAAGACUCCUCCAAGUCGCUCUUUAGCUUCUUUGAUGCUUUGGAUUUCCUGCUGGAGAUUGCUGUUGAUUGUGAGGCGCUGUUGUGAAUCUCUUUGAUUGUACUACACGUAACUAUGUAGAAUACUGAGGUAGAGGUAUUCAGAACUCGUUUCUACCUAAACGAUACGUUCGUCGUUAAUUAAGGUGUUAAGUCUCCUGUUACCCAAGAGUUAUUCGAAUUGAGUGGAUCUCAAGAUGUCGCAGGUGCGAGUAUUUAUUUCUCAAGAAAACUUAGAAGCUACAUUAUCACGGACAACAAACAGAAUGUCCUGGUUUAAGGCGUUUAGAAAUGACUACGCGUACACAUCGUACGGAGAGAACAGAAGUGCCGUCACAAUAGACAUCUCGUUGGCGGCAGUCAUCUACGCUUCCAUUCUUGUCUCCUUGGCAACAUUGAUAGCAACCAUCGGAAUUCGUGGAAAAGAGAGAUGGUCCACAUUUAUACGGGUGGUGUACAGUUUGUUUAUAGGAGCAGCACUUCUAGUUAGCAUAUUUGGUCAUGGCUGGCAGACAGGGUCGCUGUAUACCAAGAGUUUUUAUACUUUCGUGUCCAGGCAUAAGUUUGAAGGCAUCGUGGGGCUGAAGAUGGGAUUAAGUAGUGUCAACAUCACUCUUUCUGGAUCCUUCAGUCCACAUAACAGCGAAGUGCAUUAUAACGAGAGGCUACAAUGGUUCGAUGUAGGUCAGCUGCAGUCGGAAUACAAUGGCUGCUUAGAGAAGGGUUUACCGGAGCCUAUCCUCUCCGUGGCGUCAUACUUCAGCUAUGAUGACGGUGGACUCAGAUGGGGAAGGAGCUUCAAAGAUGCUGGUUAUUUCGCCUACGUUUUACUGUGGACAAGCUUUGCCUUUUGGCUUGUUACGAACGUUUUGCUGUCAAGCGUUGUGUUUUACGGGUCCGCCAUGUUUCUACUAAGUGGGAUCACGAUAGACCUGGCGGUAAUCAUCUAUCACGUGCUACAACCACAACACGUCAUGAAAAUACCGUUUCAAGAUGGCUUCCUCACCCUGAGAUACGACUGGUCGUUUUGGUUAAUGGUGGCAGCCGGAAUUCUAACUACCCUUCUGGGACUCCUUCUCUUGCUACUGGACUGGGUCAUACCUAGGAAGCUGUCACUGUUUUUCUUGGUUGAUUCCUUGUUGGAGGAAGAUGAGGAUGAAACAAACCACAAUCUGGCCAGAUCACCCAACGAAAAUAAUUUGACACCCAGAAAACGGCCUUAUCUGUCCUUGCUCGAUAACGCGGUGACCAAGAAUGGUUUGACGAAAAGUCAAACAAUAGAUCGCCAGACGUCGACUUUGAACGGAGACAUUCAGAUCAACAUAUACCACUCAGCAGAAGAUGUGAGGACGACGACCAACUUAAGCCGAGCACCUCAGUUUCUCAGUCACGAUUGCUUGACUGUAGACAGUUAUCCGCAUGGAAGCCAAAGACAGCUUAUCGAAAAUGAAUUCCCACAAUAUGUUAAUUCAGCUUCCGAAGUCUCUUCGCUAAACAGCAGUAUGGAAUCUUUACCGUUCGAACAGAGUGAGCUGAAACACGUGGCAAUCUCCAUUCCCGAUGAAAUAAGACCGGAUCCGGAAGUCAACAGUCCCACAGAGGAAAAAGACACACACUUGUAGUUUCUGAUUGGACCGUCAAAGAGGCCAUCUGACCAAUGAACAAUAUAAUGACUGGCUCGAUGGACCUUUCUGACCUCAAAAUCACCCAUAAUUGUCUUUCAAACGUAAUAUAUAUAAUUUGUUAAAUAUUUGCAUAAUUUAAUGUACAGUUAAUUAAAACAACAAAGGCUGUUUACAGCUGAAUGCUCAUUAGACUGGGACCUUGUUAACAAUUUGCAUGGAGUUAGAUCACACUGCGUGAGACAGAGCAAUAGAUUACUAAACCUUAGGACAAUGCAGAUGUCAUCCAGCCCUUAGCCUUGCUUAUAGCUAAAAAUUUGGCUUUGUUCUUGGUGAAAUAUAGCCAUUUUUAUCUUUUGCUACAUCAUGUUCAUUCCAUAGUAUCUGAUGACAAACCUCCCUCUGUUUUUCAUAUACGAUGCAAGGGUAGGCAUUGAUUUAUUAAUCUUGAGAUAUCCAUAUCGUAAUGCAGUAGAUAGCAUAUAGUUAUCAUAACAAAGACCGAGUGCUGGGAAGUUGAAGGCACAGUUAUUUGUAGAUCUGUAACUUGAUUAAUUAAUAAUUUAAAGCUUUAAUUGAUAUGAUAAAUCAAAUUUACAUUGGAUAUGACAAUCGUUAUAAGAGGUAUCCUUCUUCGUUGUACAUGUAUGUAUAGUACGGUAUAUUUCAUGUUUUGUUUUUUUUUUGUUUGUUUGGUUUUUUUUUACCCACCCCUUCCCUUAGUUAUUUUUUCGUGUCACUUUGGAAAGAGAUUGUACACGUUAACACUGUCUCUGUGCAAUGCUAAAUAUGACUUGUUCCGCAAUGUCGUUAACGUAGACUUGGAAUUCACGAGCGUAUGUAGGAAUAAUGUCUCGUGUGGUAUGUGACCAAGCGAGAGCUGACAGCAGUGGUAAAAUGGUGGAAUGGCGACUGUUCUAAAUUCGUAGGUCACGAUCUCAAACAACCCGACCUGCUUGCUCAAACUAUAGCGCCUUGUUACCCGCUCUGUCUGCUACUCUACUUCUCUACGUAUUUGGCUGUUCUAGGUGUCCGAAUAUAAUUGUGUUGAAAACACUAGUCUGGGGAUCCAACCGUCCCGUUCAGAAGGUGGUAAAACCACUGAGGUCAUUCCUGGAAAGCGACAGAAUUCUUGUCAUUGCCUUUAUCCAUGGAGUGAUCUCACUUGUCCAGAAUGUCACAUGACCGUUCCUCGAGAAUGCUCAUGUGCUUUUAUGUAAUAUUUUGUAAGUAUGUACAUAUUAUGGUUUUAACGAUGUUCGCCGUCAUGGGAAUAAAGAGUGACCUGUUUUCUUGAAAUAUA